This is a messenger RNA of Polistes dominula (European paper wasp), 737 nucleotides long. Its product is annotated as stress-associated endoplasmic reticulum protein 2. NCBI's taxonomy places the organism in Eukaryota, Metazoa, Arthropoda, Insecta, Hymenoptera, Vespidae. The record is from RefSeq and is a predicted model, not a curated record. Gene Ontology annotation, biological process: endoplasmic reticulum unfolded protein response. Gene Ontology annotation, cellular component: endoplasmic reticulum.
CACGUGUCGGGGCGCACACGUCGACGCGGUUGGCAUGAGAUAUAAGUGAAACUACGACACACAACAUACACGUCUACAGAAUUCAAAAGACGUUUUAUUCGGUUACAUUUAAUUUAACUUAAUUGUUUAAACAAAUUUUUAAUUCGUUUUUUUAAUAAACUAACCUUUUCGGUAAACGAAAAAACAAUCGAAAUGGCACCGAAACAGAGAAUGCGCAUCGCCAACGAAAAAGCCACGAAGAAUAUCAAUCUUCGUGGAAAUGUACCGAAAUCAUCGAAACCACAAGAUGAAGGAUCACCAGUUGGACCAUGGUUAUUAGCACUUUUCAUAUUUGUUGUUUGCGGGUCAGCCAUCUUUCAAAUAAUUCAAAGUAUCAGAAUGGCUUAAAAGGAUGAUAAAUGUGAAAGAAAAGGAUAAAUGAUAUCGUUACUGUUGAUAUAAUGAACUAUUUACAAAAAUAUCAAUCUACAAAUGCUGUCAUCAUUUUUCAACAAACUAACAAUUUUGAGACGGGUCUAAGUGGUACAGUGAAGGUGAAAAUGUCUUCAUACGUACAAGUUUUUAAUAUCAUCUAGAGAAUUCUAUUUUCCCUUUGCUAAUGGCUCAAAGAUUAUUUAUAAAAAAAAAAAAAUAAACUUAGCAUUUACAAGCGUUUAACUUAAACUCAUAUUAUGCAUUGAUGGAAGCAAAGAUUAUACAUUUUAUAAAUUAUUACACGAUAUAAUUAUAUUUUAAUC